CUGUAGUGAGGCGUUUUGCCGAGCCGACGUAUUUUAUUCGAGGGUUUUCUGUUUUUUCCGUUUAUUCAACUUGGACGGAUUUCUGAAGUAUGGAGCUCGCUGAAGGAGAUGUCUGGUGAGGAGCAUAAGGCGAUAGGUAAAUUUAUUCUAUUAUUUUUGCAAUCAUGGCGUCUAAUAUUCUCCGCGGAACUUUAGUUCACAGCUAUAGAAGAUACAAUAUCAGAGCUUUUUUGAACCACGAAUUUCAAGAUUUUUGGAAUCCAAUUUUUGUCAAAUACAUCUCAACCAAAUCAAAUGAGCAGUCUUUUACAGUCUCUUACCUCAUUAAUUCAUGUGGGUUGUCGCCAGAAUCUGCUUUAACAGCAUCCAAAAAAUUGCAAUUGGAAACCCCAGAAAAAGCCGACUUAGUACUCACCUUCUUCAAGAACAGUGGAUUCUCAGAAGCACAAAUCUCUGACCUAAUUAGAAGAUACCCAUUACUGCUUUUAUCCAAUCCUGAGAGAAACCUUCGGCCCAAACUUGAGUUUUUUCACUCCAAAGGCUUCUUAAGUUCUGAUCUUGCCUCUGUUUUAAGUCGGUGCCCUACUAUCUUGCGAAGAAGCUUAAAUAACCAUAUAAUCCCUUCUGUUGCUUAUCUAUGUAACUUGCUUCAAUCCACUGAAAAGGUUACUGCCCUAACUAAAUGGUAUCCUUCUAUUCUUACUUGUGAUCUUCAAAUUUUGGUUGUGCCUAAAAUCAAUGUUUUAAGAGAUAUGGGUGUACCUGAGACACAUAUUGUUAGGCUAUUUUAUAAAUGGCCCAUGCUAUUCACAUGUUAUUCUCAUCGUUUCAAUGAAUCUGUGAACUUAUUGAAGAAAAUGGGUAUGAAUCCUUUAACGUCACUGUUUGUUAAAGCUAUUGUUGUAAUGUCAGUAAUGCCCAAAGCCAAGUGGGAUAAGAAGGUUGAUUUUUACAAGAGAUUGGGUUGGUCUAAGGAAGAGAUUCUUGCUGCAUUUCAGAAGAAUCCCUGGUGUAUGAUGACAUCGGAGGAUAAGAUAAUGGCAGUGAUGGACGUUUUUGUGAAUAAAAUGGGUUGGACGCCUUCUGCCAUUGCUGAGCGGCCACAACUGUUUUCAUUGAGUGUGGCGAAGAGAAUUAUUCCUCGUGCUGCAGUUGUUCAGUUUCUUUCAACAAGAGGUUUGCUUAAGAACAAUUUAAUCUCACUUAGCCCAUAUAUUAUUUCUGAUGAAGCCUUCCUGCACAAGUACAUGAAUUGCUAUGAUGAGGCCCCUCAGCUAAAGAAGCUGUACAAAGAAAAGCUGGAUCAUUCAAAGAUGACCAAGCAUUCUAUUAUUUUUGCAAUCAUGGCGUCUAAUAUUCUCCGCGGAACUUUAGUUCACGGUUAUAGAAGAUACACUAUCAGAGCUUUUUUGAACCACGAAUUUCAAGAUUUUUGGAAUCCAAUUUUUGUCAAAUGCAUCUCAACCAAAUCAAAUGAGCAGUCUUUUACAGUCUCUUACCUUAUUAAUUCAUGUGGGUUGUCGCCAGAAUCUGCUUUAACAGCAUCCAAAAAAUUGCAAUUGGAAACCCCAGAAAAAGCCGACUUAGCACUCACCUUCUUCAAGAACAGUGGAUUCUCAGAAACACAAAUCUCUAACCUAAUUAGAAGAUGCCCAUUGCUGCUUUUGUCCAAUCCUGAGAGAAACCUUCGGCCCAAACUUCAGUUUUUUCACUCCAAAGGCUUCUCAACUACUGAUCUUGCCACUGUUUUAAGUCAGUGCCCUCAUAUCUUGGGAAGAAGCUUAAAUAAGCGUAUAAUCCCUUCUUUUACUUAUCUAUGUAACUUGCUUCAAUCCACUGAAAAGGUUAUUGCUGUAACUAAACGCUUUCAUUCUAUUCUCACUUGGGAUCUUCAAGUUUUUGUUGCGACUAAAGUUAAUGUUUUGCGAGGUAUUGGUGUACCCGAAACACUUAUUGUUAGGCUAUUAUAUAAAUGGCCCAUAGUAUUCACAUAUUAUUCUGGACGUUUUGAUGAAACUGUGGACUUAUUGAGGAAAAUGGGUAUGAAUCCUUCAAAGUCACAGUUUGUUGUAGCAAUUGUUGUGAUGUCAAUAAUGCCCAAAGCCAAGUGGGACAAGAAGGUUGAUUUUUACAAGAGGCUGGGUUGGUCUAAGGAAGAGGUUUUUGCUGCAUUUCAGAAGAAUCCCUGGUGUAUGAUGACAUCUGAAGAUAAGAUAAUGGCAGUGAUGGACAUUUUUGUGAAUAAAAUGGGUUGGACGCUUUCUGCCAUUGCUGAGCGGCCACAUCUGUUCUCAUAUAGCUUGGAAAAGAGAAUUAUUCCUCGUGCUGCAGUUGUUCAGUUUCUUUCAUCCAAAGGUUUGCUCAAGAACGGUAGCAUCUCACUUAGCCCCUAUACCAUUUCUGAUGAAGCCUUUCUGCACAAGUACAUGAAUUGCUAUGAUGAGGCUCCUCAGCUAAAGAAGCUGUACAAAGAAAAGCUGGAUCGUACAAUGAUGACCAAGUGAUCAAUAAAUAGUGAUAGAAAUGUAUUGUUUCUGAUAUUUUUACAUCAGAAUCGCUCAAUUCUGUGUCACUUUAUUAUGUUAAAUUCUUUGUAUGCAAACUUCCUGAACAUUUAGUACA
Messenger RNA from Mangifera indica (mango), 2622 nucleotides. RefSeq lists its product as uncharacterized. Bases 165 to 2504 code for a protein of 779 amino acids. The record is from RefSeq and is a predicted model, not a curated record. Gene Ontology annotation, cellular component: chloroplast. Gene Ontology annotation, biological process: chloroplast organization; regulation of DNA-templated transcription. Gene Ontology annotation, molecular function: double-stranded DNA binding. The transcript has 2 exons. Lineage: Eukaryota; Viridiplantae; Streptophyta; Magnoliopsida; Sapindales; Anacardiaceae.